Molecule: messenger RNA, 399 nt
Organism: Iphiclides podalirius (scarce swallowtail)
Lineage: Eukaryota; Metazoa; Arthropoda; Insecta; Lepidoptera; Papilionidae
Source: the annotation of a GenBank genome assembly
AUGCGCAUCCGCUGGCGGAUCUGGAGGGGCAGCGGUUCGCAGAAGCCGCCACCAAUUAAUUUGUCCAGUUUUGAUAAACCUUCACCCGCAUUCGGUGCGCCCUAUCGCGCGUAUUAUUGUCGUUAUCGGCGCUGGGACGCCAUUCGCCGCCAUUUGGCAACAGAGGCCGUUAUCAUGGCGACCGUGGAAAAGACCGAGCGGCUAGACAGCCGAACCCGCGCCGCCGCAGACUCACCGGCACCUCACGUUCCAUUACAAUUGCAGAGCGGCAACGCUUCACGCUACAACGGCCUUUGGGGUCAACAGACGUGUGUUAUUGUUGCCACCGGCUCAAGGUCGACACACGCGCUAUCAGUUACUGCGGACGCGACACUUGCGUAUUGUGUGUGGCACAUCCUU